Messenger RNA from Kluyveromyces lactis, 1143 nucleotides. RefSeq lists its product as uncharacterized. Gene Ontology annotation, biological process: sphingosine biosynthetic process. Bases 1 to 1143 code for a protein of 380 amino acids. Gene Ontology annotation, cellular component: cytoplasm; intracellular membrane-bounded organelle; membrane. Lineage: Eukaryota; Fungi; Ascomycota; Saccharomycetes; Saccharomycetales; Saccharomycetaceae. The record is from RefSeq and is a predicted model, not a curated record. The transcript has a single exon.
AUGGCCAGAAUGCCUGACGAGUCUAACGUAACUAAACAAGAAUUAGGGAUAUAUAACGGUGUCUCAUUUACAAUUGUCACAAAGCUUUUAGCAGAAGGUGCUAAAUCGUACCAACUUGGUUCGAAACUCUUAGAUGAUGAGAAGCUUCUCGCUAAUAAGAAAUUUGAAUAUUCGGGGGAACUGCUCAUCGUAGAUUCGGUGUUUUCAGGAUCUGGCCGGGAUAAAGACUGCGAUUUCGCCACGAACGUCAUAGCACAAUUCUUUGAGCAGGUUAUUGUCCCUUACCGCCUAAUAAAAACUACAUCCAAGUCAUCUGUCAUAGAACUGGCCUCGAGCAUUGACAGCACUAGACAGUACACUGUUCUCUUUCUUUCUGGUGAUACAUCGAUAUCAGAAUUCGUUAAUAACCUGCCCUUGAACCACGACUGUAUUUCAGUGCUUCCAUUCCCAAUGGGUACAGGAAAUGCAUGGGCAAGCUCUUUGAAGUUGAUGGAUCCAGCUGUCAUAUUCUCACAAUUUGUCAAUGGUAAGUUGUCCUGCAACGAUUUCCCGUUGUAUAGGGCAACUUUUGACAACGGUUAUGUCCUUAAAUUCUUCAUAAUUUUGUCACUGGGAUUUCAUGCAAAUUUACUUCAUCUCUGCGAAGAAGAUGAGUACCAGAAAAUGGGCAUUGAAAGGUUUAGAGUUGCUAGCCAGCGAAUUUUAAGAGAAUACAAGCUCGAAUCUCGCGUCUCUAUUCCCGAUAUUCUGGAAGGAUCUUUUAGUUAUUUUGCGUUAAUAAAUACCACAAAUCUGGAGCCAACUUAUAUGCCAUCUCCCGAUUCUGAUCCAUUGGAAUCACAACUACAUGUAUUGGCAUACCAGUCUUCUCUGGAUAGAGUAGAAUUCCAGAAAAGGGUAUUUAUGGGUUAUUCAAAUACGAAGCAUUCAAACAUCUUACAGAAUGGAACGUUUUACAGACCACUGCCAUUUUGUUUUAACGUCGAAGUACUAGACGAUCCGUCACAAAAGAGCAACUUUGAAGUUUGCUGUGAUGGGCAACUUCUUAACUUACUAGAGUUAGAGGGAAAGAAUACUCCACCAUCCACGAUAAGAAUUGAGACUUGUACGGAGCCAUCAUUAAAAGUACUACAUUCUUUAUAA